Onychostoma macrolepis is the source of this 1605-nucleotide messenger RNA. It is a transcript of the gene rlbp1b, whose product is annotated as retinaldehyde binding protein 1b. The coding region runs from base 196 to 1119 and encodes 307 amino acids. Gene Ontology annotation, cellular component: membrane. The transcript is spliced from 9 exons. Gene Ontology annotation, molecular function: phosphatidylinositol bisphosphate binding. The record is from RefSeq and is a predicted model, not a curated record. Lineage: Eukaryota; Metazoa; Chordata; Actinopteri; Cypriniformes; Cyprinidae.
UUUUUUUAAUCACACAGUGUGUUUGGGGUCAGGGAAGGUUCCUCUUGAUUAAAAUAUGAGAGUCAUGAUGCUAUUGGCUGCAGGCUAUUGGUCACACUACAAAUUAUUGCAGUCUGCUGUUUAUCACCUCAUUCAGUUCUGGUGGCUUGAGCAGCACCGCAUUGUGUCAGAAAGUUGCACUGAGCAUCUGAAGCAAUGGCUGUUGUUAGUGGAACAUUCCGGAUGGUGUCCGAGGAGGAACAGGCCCUUAGGGCUAAGCUGGAGCACCUCACGGUCAAAGAUCACGGGCCGGUGUUCGAACCCUGUGCCCAAAUACCCGACCACACGGUGCAGAAGGCUAAAGAUGAGCUAAAUGAGACGGAUGAGAAGCGAGUGUCAGCUGUAAAGGAACUCAGAGGUAUUAUUAAAGAGAAGGCAGAUUCUGGAGACGACCUCGCAAAAGGUGUUCAGGACACUUUUGGGGAAAAACCCGAUACCGUGCUGGUGAGGUUCAUCCGUGCCAGAAAAUAUGAAGUUAACAGGGCCUAUGAACUCAUGAAGGGUUAUGUGCGCUUCAGGCGGGAUUACCCUGAACUCUUUGAAAACUUGACCCCAGAGGCUGUCCGCAGCACCAUUGAGGCCGGUUACCCAGGGAUCCUGCCCAACAGAGAUAAAUACGGCCGUGUGGUGCUGCUCUUCAACAUUGAGAACUGGGAUUAUGAGGAAAUCACUUUUGAUGAGAUCCUCAGAGCCUAUUGUGUGAUCCUGGAGAAGCUUCUGGAAAAUGAAGAGACUCAAAUCAAUGGGUUUUGUAUCAUUGAAAACUUUAAGGGUUUCACAAUGCAGCAAGCUUCUGGCAUUAAGCCCACAGAGCUGAAGAAAAUGGUGGACAUGUUGCAGGACUCUUUCCCUGCACGUUUCAAAGCAGUGCACUUUAUCCACCAGCCCUGGUACUUCACCACCACCUACAAUGUGGUCAAACCCCUGAUGAAGAGCAAACUGUUGGAAAGGGUGUUUGUCCACGGUGAUGAGCUGGAGAACUACUUCAAGGAGUUUGAUGCUGAAAUCCUACCUUCAGACUUCGAUGGGAAAGGUGCCAAAUACGAUGGCAAGGCCACAGCAGCACAUCUCUUUGACUAAGCACUUUUUAUCUGUCGCCGCACAAGAAAGCGACUGUGUUAUUUUAGUUGUAUUGCAUUACAGAAUGAUUGAACGUGUUUGUUUUUUUGAGAGUGAACCCAGCAGCAUAGAGAUUUUCCCAUGCCAAACAGCCAUGUUACUGGAAAAGUCUCCAGAUGUCAUUAAAGAGGAAUGAAAUGGAUACGGUCAGUUAGUUCCCUGUGACACUGCGUUCUAUUGGAGUGCAUGACAUUCCUUACUAAUCUCAGGCAGGGCCCCAUUUUCAAAUUUAACCCCAAAAAUAGAUAUUCUUUUGGCACAGAUGGCAGAUUACAGAGUCCAGACAUCUCUGUUGUUUCUCUAGUUAAGCAAGAAUGGAAAAAUACUCAACCCAGUCAACGUUUAAAACAGAAUUGUAAGAAUACAUGAUGUUUUGAAUGGAGAACUUUCUACAGAAAGUUAAAGUGAGUACAUACAUUUUCAUUAUAAAUAAAGUGCACACUUAAA